CUGAGGAUUAGGUACGAAGGGAUCGACAAUUUCUCUGAAUGUGAAUCUCUGGAGGAAUUGGAUCUGUCGGGCAAUACACUGGACGACUGGUCGUGUCAGAAGUUGGGCCGAGUCUUCCGCAACUCUAACCUCCGAUCGCUUAAUCUAUCAAACAAUCCUCUCAUCACUAAUCGUGGCGUAGAAUCGCUUCAUUGGAUCCGAUCGUUGCGGACGCUGACCAUCACUGGGACGGCGGCCGCGAAGUACCCGUUUCUGGAGCUUUUAUCAACGGUUAACGAGAGGAGGGCUCACACACACACACACCGGCUGUCAACACACGUUGUCAUCACAUCUGAUCCGUUUAUCUGUCCAUUAGAUCCAUUCGCCGAUGCGAUUAAAUCCGAUGACAGCGGUGUUCAGGACGGCCUCAUCCACAUCCGUAUCCAACAGAGGAACGGUAGGAAGACGUUAACCACAGUUCAGGGCAUUUCCGACAACUACGACAAGAAGAAGAUUGUCAAGGCAUGCAAGAAGGAGUUCGCGUGUAACGGCACAGUUGUGGAGCACCCGGAAUAUGGAGAAGUGAUUCAACUACAGGGCGAUCAGCGCAACAAUAUCUGCCAAUUCUUAACUAAAGUUCAGAUCGCGAAACCAGAACAGCUCAAAGUCCACGGAUUCUGAACCCAUACACGCCAUCGCAUCACUCAAUUACACUUCCUAUCUCUAUCUUAAGCCCUCUUUCCUACUCUUUGUUUCCUUCAAAUUAUCUCUAAUUA
Molecule: messenger RNA, 755 nt
Organism: Medioppia subpectinata
Lineage: Eukaryota; Metazoa; Arthropoda; Arachnida; Sarcoptiformes; Oppiidae
Source: the annotation of a GenBank genome assembly